AUGGCGGCCGCAGUCCUCAGCUCUUCAAAGCUUUCCAUCUCUAAUCCGUUCUCAAUGGUUUCCCACAGGCGCUCCGAUGCUCCUUCUCCCCUUCCGUCAUCGGCAGCUUCGUCGUCUAAGCUUCACUCUUCAGGUCAGGGUCCAUCAGCACCGGAAGUACAGCCGAAGACAUUCAAGCGCCUCCGCUCAUCGCUGGAGCAAAGCUUGCGUACGGCCACAAAGUCCAAGGCCAAAGCGAGUGUCUCCUUAGACGAGUCGGCAGUCCUCGUGGCUAGCGAGAGUAAAGGCAAGGAGCGCGCGUCAGAGGAUCACAUCGUCCCUCAGGAGAAAGACAAGUCCAGAUCGAGGAUGCUAUCUAAGGUUUCAUUUCGUCGGCCGGUCGCCGGAAAAGAAGCAAGUUCCCCACCUCCUGUGCCAGCCGUCAGGCUGCAACAGGAUUCCGAACACGGAGACAAGGGCGGCCAACGGGACAAGCACCGUGUAGCGGGUACCACGAGUUUUCAGACGCCCUCCCUUAGACAAGCCUCCAUGUCUUCGCCUGCCCUUCCAAUACCUUCUGCCUAUACGCAGCCCUUUGCCCUUCCGAGCACCUCCUCGUCGAAUCUGCCCGCCCUGGUCUCGUCCCCUAGAGAGCGCUCACGAAAGUCGGAUGCACAGGCGAGCAUUAGUACAAGAAAUAUUAGUGGACCCACUCCACUCACGCCCAAGCGUGACUCUCGCCUCAAUAGCGCCGCGAGUUCGUCCCCGACCCGCGAAAAGCACAGACCUUCAGCCCUCACUCUCUCACGCAAUGGCGAACGUAUUAGCCCUCGUUCUCCAGAGACCCCAACGAGGCGGAGCCGAGAGCAUACGCGAUCUCCAGACCUACCCCCAUCACCCACCCCGCAGGGCAUGGUGGGACUGACGUCCCGGCGAGCCGCUGCUAGUGCGUCCAAUCUAGCUCUCCGUGCUUCACCAAGCCCGCCUCCCUCCCCCACCCCAUCUCCGAUGAGUGCUAUCCGGGCGCGGUCUUCAUCUCGCACGCCCACCCCUCGUGCCGCGCCCUCCGCUUCCUCAUCGCAUCUUCCCUUAUCAUCUACAUCGUUCACAUCGAUAUCUGCAGGGCGGCCAUCGCUGGACGCUGGUCGUCCUUCCCUGGAAUCCCGAAGACCAUCGGCUGAUACUGCGAGACCUUCGCUAGAAGCUCGGAGGCCAUCAGUUGAUACGGCGAGACCCUCCUUCGAAGCUCGGAGACCCUCAGCCGACUUGAGGAGACCAUCUUUAGACGUCCCGAGGUCCUCGCUAGACGGCCGACGUCCUUCGCUAGAUCAACGACCUGUACCUCUCUCGUCUUCACCACCGUCUAGAGCGGCCUCUCCGAGCACACCGCCGCGCACUCGCGCCAUCUCGCCAUCUCAUCGCAGCUUUUCUCCAAACUACUACCAAGGCCGCCUGCAAAAUGCGUCUACUACCUCGCUGUUAGCAUCUAGUCCCGAACAUCGAGAGCAGAUCCGUUCUGCGUCCUCGUACCUGUGCAAAGAAAUGCUGAAGCCCCCAUCGCAGCUCAACAAGUCAAGUCUUCAGCCACGAGAGUGGGAAGAGGUGGAGGUUCGGAUGCGUGGUUUGGCUAGGCUUGAACGAGUGUGGGGAAAGAGCGGCGCUGGCAUGGGCAGCUCGAGCCAGCUGAGCUCGGUUGGGGUGACCUCUAGUGGUCUGAGUGCCGGCGGAGAGGAGAGGGAAAAGAGGUUUUUUGGUGACGCGCUGAGGGAUGGCUAUGUUCUUUGCCAACUCAUGAACAAGCUUUUUCCGGCACUGAUAUCUCGCGUUGACCCGCGAGAAGACGGGCUUAUGCGUAUGUCCAACGUCACGAAGUUCAUCGCCGCAUGUUCGUCUGUUGGCGUUCGACCUGAGGACCUCUUUCACCGAGACGACCUCAUCGAAUCUAGUGCCGAGUGUCUGGCACGGGUAGCGAGGACCGUCAUCGCGUUGCAGAAACUGGCUGAGUCUCCCGCUCCCGAGAAGUCCAUCCAGGGCGGCGGAAACGUGCAGAGUGGGCAGUCCCCAGGCCCAUAUGGUUCUGGUGCCGGUUCACGAGGCGCGGCUUCCACACCGAACCUAGCAUCAGCGCAAAUGCAACGAUCUACCUCGCCCGUCGGCCCACACACGCCCGGCCGCAAGCGAUGGAGCCCACCACAACCGCUACCUACUCUUCGAUCCGACAGCCCGAUUGAAGAAGGUUCUGCGAGCUCCAGCGAUGGGAAGGCUACCGUUAAUGGGAAGGUUGCGCGAGAUAGGGGUACACCUGGCGGUAGUGAUAUUGACGAGGUCCCACCUAUCAUCUCUCCCCCUCCCCGCUCGCCGCUUCGUCCAAGGGCCAGCAUCGAGAGGGCUUCGAUGGCCGAUUCGACUCUUGCUAUGGUUGGCGAUUCCGUGCGAGGCUCCAUGGUCGACUCGAUUGCAUCUGUUCCGAUGAGACAGUCUCAAGCGUCCAGUUACAUGACCGAUAUGACCGUCCUGUCAAGUCUGCUCGAGGUUCAGCGGACUAGCAGCGCUGGCUACAACAAGUUUGGUACGAUUCGAACGGUCACGACGGAGGCUACCUCUGUUGACGUGGGCGAGACGCCCUCUUUGACCUUCACCGAGGGGAGUUCUAUGGCAGCAUCGUUAGCGGAAGAGUUUGGUCGCAAGCGUCCGGGUGAAGUACCGUCGCGACCAUCCCGAGAGCGGCGCCCGAGCGAGACGGCUCUGAACGACUUGACGCGAGUGGUGGAGGAGACCGAGGAGGGCUCUGCGAGCUCGAAAGCCGCAAAGGCCAGCAAGAAAGCCGCUGAGCGCCGCGCCGAGGCUGAUAAGGAAAAGCAGCCGAAGUCGCAGCCAAUCAAGUUGGGGAAAGGGAAAUGGCCCGACGAUUUCCUGGAUGCGUUCUCGGCCCAGAAGAACCCACUGCUCGACGAAGACGAGGUUGAUAUGCCUGCCAGUCGUGUGCCUCUUUCUGCCUCUCCACCCCGAAAGCUCGCAUAUAUCGGUGCGUCACGAGCCGACGCGAGCGUAGAGUCGCUUUCACCCCCUCCGCGGCGCCCUGUGCAUCGGUCCAGGCACAGUAUCGACACCCCCGGUCUUCUACCGAAGGAUUCCUUGCUCCGUCGAGACUCUAGCCCAGAUGCGGGCCUAGCGCAGCCGUCUUCCCCUCGAAUUGUGCUUAGACGUAAUAGCAGCAAAGCUGGUCAUCAUCGGAACGGGAUGUACAUACCACGGAGUAGUUCUCAUUCGCAAGACAGCGAGUCGCGUGUCCCCUUCCCUCGCACUGUGUCCGCGGAGCACGGCACUCCUCCUGCUGCGGACCCGCCCGCCCGCGUAUCCUCCCCAGCCGUGCCUGAGUCGAAGCAGGACGUAUAUGCUUGCGAGAGUAAGCCACGGCAGCCCCGGGGGCGAUUCCAGAGCGAGAUUGAGGGCUCCAGCGCUCGCAGGAAGGCCCGUCCAAACUCGGUCGACGACUUGGGGGCACAGCCCAGACGGUCGAGGUUCGAGAGCAUGGUCAAUUUGGGUGUUGCGACGGGCAAUGCGAGUGCGAGUGACCUGAUCACGAGGGACUCCUACGAGGGCAGUGCGGUGCGCCAGACCCUCAUUGUCAAGGAGGAAGGCAAGCCGCCUACUCAAUUCCAACUUGGCAACUGCAUCGGACGAGGCCAGUUCGGAGCUGUCUACCGGGCGCUGAACCUCAACACUGGCCAGAUGGUAGCGGUGAAGCGCAUACGGCUCGAGGGGCUGAAGGAGGACGAGAUCAAGCAGCUGAUGAAAGAGGUUGACUUGGUGAAGAGUCUUUCGCAUCCCAGUAUCGUCAAGUAUGAGGGUAUGGCUAGGGACAACGACACGCUCAGCAUCGUUCUCGAGUACGCCGAAAACGGCUCCCUCGGGCAGACGUUAAAGGCCUUCGGAAAGCUGAACGAGCGGCUCGUCGCCGGAUACGUGGUCAAGAUUCUGGAGGGGCUGCAUUAUCUCCAUCAGAGUGACGUCGUGCACUGCGACCUGAAGGCGGCGAACAUCCUCACUACGAAGAACGGUAAUGUGAAGCUGUCGGACUUUGGUGUUUCGCUUAACCUUCGGGCCAUGGAGCGCGAGAUGAAAGACGUCGCGGGCACGCCCAACUGGAUGGCUCCUGAGGUGAUCGAACUCAAGGGCGCUUCGACCAAGUCGGAUAUAUGGUCGCUCGCGUGCACCGUGAUCGAACUGCUCACUGGCCGGCCGCCGUACGCUGAGAUUGCGAACAGCAUGUCUGUGAUGUUCCGCAUCGUCGAAGACAACAUGCCUCCGCUUCCUGACGGUUGCUCAGACAGCUUACAGGACUUCCUCAGGCGCUGCUUCAACAAGGAUCCAAGUAUGCGUCCGAGCGCUGAGAUGCUUUGCGAGCACGAGUGGUUGAAAAAGAACUGGGCCCUUCAUAACCAGGAGCUGCGUCCGCAAGACAGCAUCCCAUUCCUGCGCCGUGUCAGUGCUGAUUACCAGAACCAAAGAGCCGACAUCAUGCGUUAUCUCGCGAACGUUGAGAUGCCCGAGUCUGACAGGGCGACGCCCGAACUGCGUCCGCGCAUAGACAACUCGCCUUGUCGGCGGCGCAUGUCCAACGAUCCAGAGUCCUUUUCUCCCCGCGAACAUUCAUUUGUCAGGACUACCUUUGGGAAGCCCGUCAUUUGUCGCGUUUGUAACCAAUCCGUCAAGAAGAGCGCGGUGCUGUGCGAGCAAUGUAGCCUUAUAUCUCACGUCAAGUGUGCGCCAAACGCACCUCCUUCCUGUGACCUCCGCACGCAGCUGCUGCUGUACGCGCAGUAUGCGGAGAGCAGCAGUCCAGGUGGUCAGUAUAGCGACCCUAUGGAGCUGCUGGCAGCGCUGCAGACGAAUGGACCGGCGUUGUCCGAUGGCGAUUUAACGCCUAGGACAAGCAUGGAUUCGACGCCCCCACAUCUUUCGCCCCUCAGCAGCCAUCCUCACCCGCCGACGGCUUACAAAGUGCUGCAGGCAUUCAAGCGCUCGAGGUCCUUUUUGACGGACCAGGACAGAUCCUCCGCUUUGUCGAUGUCGGCUCCUACGUCUCCCGUUCCCUCAUCGUCGCAGACGCCCGAGCGGCGGCAAGUCACGCAGAAGCGCUCCAUACUGAGACGCAAGUCGGACGUCCACGAACGCCCGCAGUCGAUUUCCAGCGAGAGCACGUCGCAGAGGAACUCGAGUGUGCGGAGCGCGGUGACCGCGGCUGAGAGCUUGAACAGCACGACGCGCCGGUCGAUCAUCUCUACGGAAGGCCGCAACGGAGUGGAGAAGAGCGUCUCGCGGUUCUCGCAGGCGACUACGUUUUCGAUAGUGUCCGCCGCGGAGACGGAGCGCGAGGAUUCUGGCGCUGGUGUGUUGAACAGAAAGAGCAGCAAGGAAAAGCACCGCGACCGAGACAGUAAGUCGAGUAAUAGCGGCUGCACCGUCCAGUGA
Fibroporia radiculosa is the source of this 5454-nucleotide messenger RNA. RefSeq lists its product as uncharacterized. The coding region runs from base 1 to 5454 and encodes 1817 amino acids. Gene Ontology annotation, molecular function: protein kinase activity; protein binding; ATP binding. The transcript is spliced from 7 exons. Gene Ontology annotation, biological process: protein phosphorylation. The record is from RefSeq and is a predicted model, not a curated record. Lineage: Eukaryota; Fungi; Basidiomycota; Agaricomycetes; Polyporales; Fibroporiaceae.